AUCAGUGAGCAUCCAUGGCUUCGCCGUGUCCUUGAUAUUCCAGCAACUGGUGAGUCACGGUUCCCUCUACACAGCACCCAGCUCCAGCAACUGUCACUAACACUCACCUGGCGGGUGCGGUAUUGACACGUGGGUAGUCAUCGUACGAUUCUGCGUCGCCUCUCCUGUUACAAUAGCUUUAGCAGUACCGUCAGGGGUGAGGUGAUGGACAUAGUCGUAAGAGUCUACUAGUCCGUCAGUCAAAUUAGGAGCGUCCGAAGUUCCAUCGUUGUACGUCGAUGCACUGUUGAUAAGCUCCUCCUCUAGGUUAGCUCUGGAUGAAUGUCUAAAUGGCGAUUCCUCAUGCAACUGAACCUGUAACACCGAGAGGUCAGGAAGCAGAUAGUACCUUCAUCGAGGUGUUACAGGAGCGGUCUCAUGGCAGCAACCAGAAGGCACGAGACUUGCCAAGCCCUCUGCAGCACUCGAGGAGCCCUCUUGUCCCAGCAUCUAGACGCCAGAGGCCAGUUUUCGAAACCUUGUGCGAGAAUGAUCGACCAAUCCUUGGCGAGCAAUCAGCGAAUCUGACACACGUUCAGGGAUCAAACCACCAUUUUCACCCUCAUCAGGCUUUUCCGCAGGACCUUGCUGGUCCGGCAGCCAAUUCACACUCUCCCUCUCCCCGUAUGGCCAAUGUCAGCAGCGGUGGUGAUAGAGCACACGAAACCAUAGUUUCAUGGAGAUUCACAGCAUUGCCGAAGUAUUCUAGAGAUCCGUCCUUGAUUCCUGGCUUAGAGAAGCCUGAGAUUCCCGACGGAAAGCGUCAGGUGCGGAGGCAGGUAUCUUCCAAAUCCAGGACAGCCUUAGCGCCUACGCUAUUACCGGAGGCUAGAAAGUGGUUCGCCAGGCGAGACCUCCGGCGAAUCUUGCUGCACUUUCGCAUGAAGAUGUUGCUGCUGAUGGUGGGCCUCCUGAUGGUCGGAGCAUCCUUGAAGUCUAUUCCUUCUUUGCAUAAGACGCGAGGACUCAUGAAGUUCCUCCCUUCGUCGUCCUCCGCGUUACCACUGGAGCUCGCCGCUUCGUCGUUAUCCGACCAACAAGAUUCCGAAACAAGUACGAGCAGCGCAGCUGGUGCAUCCAUUGAACGGAGACGAGCAGCGGAGUCGCUCUUCUUGUCAGAUUCUGCUGACGGCCGGGGGGAUUCAACCCUUGCGCUGCAGAAUGAGCGAGCCGAACAGAUCCCGUCUCCCUCAACGACGUUGUUGGCUUCGGCAAGCACUCCAGGUACUCAAAAAGGGCUCCCAAAGCCCGGCGACAGCAGCGAGGCAAUCGCGCUGGACGGACCACUAGGUGAGGCUGCACAAGCCGCAGCAGCAGUCGCUGGUGCGGAAGCAGCAGCGUCCGCAGUGAUUGGCGCAGCGGGAGCAGGCAGGGGAAGAGCGGGGAGGAACGAGGGGGAGGGGGAGGCUUUGCAAGGAGUCGGGCUACAUUCUGGGCCGAGUGGAAGCUCGUUGGUCAUCCCCACGCUGACUGUAGCGGCUUCCAAUGCAGAGCUCUCCACGUCACCGCCUUCCGCUUCCUCCUCCUCCUCGUUCCCUCCUCCUCCAUCCUCCGCCUCCUCCCCCUCCUCCUCUUCCCUUAUGUUGCCUUCCGCGAUUGGUGCUUCAUGGACGUCCGGGUUCAAUGCGUCUGGGUCGCACGCUCCGCGACGGUCGUCGGAGAAGCUCCUGUGGAGAAGCCCGAAAGUGGAGCACAUUGAGCAGUGCAUCGCACGGUCAAAGACACACAAAGUCCCCGCGAAAUCAGCAACGAAUGGCUAUCUUCUGGUGACGGCGAAUGGAGGUCUGAACCAGAUGCGAGCUGCGAUCUGUGACAUGGUGGCGGUGGCUCGCAUCAUGAACGCCACUCUUGUGGUGCCAGAGCUCGACCACACCUCCUUCUGGUCCGACCCAAGCGAGUUCGAGGACAUAUUCGACCUGGAGCACUUCAUCGCGACGCUCAAGGACGACAUCCGCGUGGUCAGGGAGCUGCCUCGCAGAGUCGCCCACCGCCGCGUGCUCGAGAAGUUCCCCAUCUCCUGGUCGCCGUUCUCCUACUACCGCGAGGACCUGCUCCUGCGCCUGAAGAAGCACCGUGUGAUGCGCUUCCCCCUCACGGACUCGCGCCUGGCCAACAACGGCAUGCCGGAGUCCAUCCAGCGCCUGCGCUGCCGCGCCAACUACCGCGCCCUCCGAUACACCGACACCAUCUCCCGCGUGGCCAGUAACCUUGUCGCCAGGAUGCGGAGGCUGGGUCCCUAUAUCGCCCUGCACUUGAGAUACGAGAAGGACAUGCUGGCGUUCACCGGGUGCGACCACGGGCUGAUGCAUUGGGAGAGUGGCGAGCUGAGGGCGAUGCGGCUCAACAACUCGAGGUGGAAGGAGAAGGACAUCGACGGGGCUGCCAGGCGCACGGAGGGCGCGUGCCCCCUCACGCCCAAGGAGACUGCUCUGUUUCUGCGGGCUAUGGGUUUCCCUAACAAGACGGUCAUCUACAUUGCUGCUGGAGACAUCUACGGCUCAAAAGGCCUUGCGGAGCUGACCCGAUACUACCCCAACACGUUCACCCACUCGACGCUGGCGACGGCGGAGGAGCUGGCGGCGCUGGGUGGUUUCCAAAACAGGCUGGCCGCCGUGGACUACACAGUGGCCGUGGAGAGCGACGUGUUUGCGUACACGUACGAGGGCAACAUGGCGCGGGCUGUGCAGGGACACAGGCGAUUCGAAGGGCACAGAAAAACGAUUAUCCCGGACAGGGAAGCCGUGGUGCGGCUGAUAGACCAGUUCAAGACCGGCGAGAUCAGCUGGAACACCUUCCGCAAGCAGAUCAGGAAGCAGCACAAGGGCCGCGUGGGGGGGCCGCACCAGCGGGAGGCUGGGGAGAACCCGAAGCUGGAGGAGAAUUUCUAUGCCAACCCGCUGCCCGGGUGCAUGUGCGAGGUAAUCAGACAGCCAGGGAAGGCAGUCAGGGCGUGUCGGAUGGAAGGCGGGCAGCGGAAAUGCAGGGAGGUAGCGGAGGAGGAGGAGGCGUAUAUCUAGUCGAGCGCUCACCAAACGGAGGCUGGGGAGAUCCAGAGCUUGGGGAAUCUGGGAGGAUCAGAAGUGGGAGGCUGGGGAGAACCCGAAGUGCCAGAAGUGACCCAGGAGGAGGAGGCAAGAGGAGGGACAUGCAAGAGGAGGGACUAACCGGGGAGAACAGGAAGCUGGAGGCUGGGAGGAAGCCAGAGCUGAAGGCUGGAAAGAGCCCGAAUCUGGAGGAGAGUUUCUUCGCCAAUCCAGGAAGGGAUAGGGAGGUUCGAGAGUUGGGAGGCUGCGGAAGAAGUGGAGAGCCAGAUGAUUGGCGGAUUUAUGUGACCAAGGGGGGGGGGGGGGGUGUAGAUAUCAGGCUAACCAUUGUAGGGUAUGGGUGUCAUGUGUGGGCUGGGUCAGCUAUUUCGACCUUAGGCGGGCAUUGAUUGACCAGGGGGUAGAGUAGUUGUUCAAGGGAGUAGAAUUGACAAAGGACUUCCGCAGCAGAGCAGUUGGGGUUAUAGGCGUAACCGUGUAGCGUACCAGGUGUGACAGGUGAUCACAUAGCAGCUGAGCAGGCCUGUCGACUUGCCGGACAGUGAGUGUUGGUGAUUCAGUUGAAGUAUGGGAUGGGAGGAGAUUCGUCUCAUCUCUGGGGGUAUGCAAAGCAAACCACCGACCAUCAUGGCACUGAAACCUCCUCCUCACCUUCCUUCCUCCAACCAUCAUCAAACCCCCUUCCUCCUCCAGUCAUCUGGCCGGUAAUCAACUUCCGCAGCUGCCUGAUUUGGGUGUGCUUGUGCUUUCCACAUCAUGCCACCCCUCGUGUCCAACGAAUUUGAGUCACUGCCAUGGGACAGCACCUCUGCUUCAACCCCGGUUUCAUACCUCUCCAUGAUUCAACCCCCAUCAGCCACAGCAUUCGUUUAGCCGCAACACUACUUCAAUCAGCUCGCGACACUCUGCUAUCCCUAUUAUUCCAAUUGUCCGCUUCGCCUGUCUCUGCCUACCCAUGGAUUCGCCGCUCGCGCAUCUUACAUCAUGUCUCACUGUUCAUGCCAAUGCCAUGCUGGCACCAAGUGCCCCGUCCAUAGCCUAAAUCCUCCGAUCAUUUAUAGAUGUCAUCACCACACACGAUCAUCCUGCCCACCAUCAGCUUGGUAUCUGUGAUGGGCUGUUUUGGGGAGCCUGUUGCUAUGUCUGUCUCUCUUUACCCGUCCCCCAUCCCUCACCUUUUUUAAAGUCCAGGCAUCUUCGAUAUAUGCCAACCCCACCUGAUUUCCACCAGCUGUUGUGUUCCACUAUCCAAUGCCCGAUACGCCCGAACAUUCAGAUGGUUACCAACUAGCUGUGUUGCUCUGCCUAUUUCACCAGACCCACAAGUGCAAAGUUCAGCAACAGGUG
Messenger RNA from Closterium sp. NIES-67, 4430 nucleotides. Lineage: Eukaryota; Viridiplantae; Streptophyta; Zygnematophyceae; Desmidiales; Closteriaceae. The record is from the annotation of a GenBank genome assembly.